Molecule: messenger RNA, 715 nt
Organism: Hibiscus syriacus
Lineage: Eukaryota; Viridiplantae; Streptophyta; Magnoliopsida; Malvales; Malvaceae
Product: homogentisate phytyltransferase 1, chloroplastic-like
Exons: 8
Coding region: 1-621 (206 amino acids)
Cellular component (GO): membrane
Molecular function (GO): transferase activity, transferring alkyl or aryl (other than methyl) groups
Source: RefSeq, a predicted model, not a curated record
AUGUUAACUUAUGCCGUGGGUGCUGCCCUUAUGAUGAAUAUUUAUAUUGUUGGUCUAAAUCAGUUGUCUGAGAUUGAGAUCGACAAGCUGCCGCAAUUGCGAUGGAAAAGGUUUGCUUUGGUUGCAGCAAUGUGCAUCCUAGCUGUUCGAGCUGUGAUCGUUCAACUUGCCUUUUAUCUGCACAUUCAGACCCAUGUAUUAAGCAGAGCGGCUGUCUUUUCGAAGCCUCUAAUUUUUGCUACUGCGUUCAUGAGCUUCUUCUCAGUAGUUAUAGCACUGUUUAAGAAUAUACCUGAUAUUGAAGGAGAUAAAAUAUUCGGAAUCAAAUCUUACACAGUACGUCUCGGUCAAGAACGGAUGAGUUCAAGCGCAUCGAGAGUGUUUUGGACCUGUAUUUCACUUCUUGAAAUGGCCUAUGGUGUUUCUGUUUUGGUUGGAGCAACUUCUUCCUACACCUGGAGCAAUGUCAUUACUGUUUUGGGGCAUUCCAUCUUGGCUGCAGUUUUAUGGAUCCGUGUCAAAUCCGUCGAUUUGAAGAGCAAAGCUGCAUUAACAUCAUGUUACAGUUUUAUUUGGAAGCUCUUUUAUGCAGAGUACCUUCUGAUACCACUUAUAAGGUGAGUGGUGGAGCAUUUUAUAUAGCCCUAAAGGUGGCUUCCUCCGCAAGUAAAUAUCGAAAGAUGUCAACGAAACGCGAUAGUCGAAGAUGUAAAAA